Messenger RNA from Caenorhabditis remanei, 1110 nucleotides. RefSeq lists its product as uncharacterized. The coding region runs from base 1 to 1110 and encodes 369 amino acids. The record is from RefSeq and is a predicted model, not a curated record. Gene Ontology annotation, cellular component: plasma membrane. NCBI's taxonomy places the organism in Eukaryota, Metazoa, Nematoda, Chromadorea, Rhabditida, Rhabditidae. Gene Ontology annotation, molecular function: protein binding. The transcript has 8 exons.
AUGGCAUGGUUAGCACAAACAUCUCUUCUCUUCCUGUUGUCUCUUCGGGAAGUUCUUCCACAAGAUCUUUAUGGACAAGGGGCUCCACAGCAACCAUAUCCAUAUGUGCAACCUAGUGCUUCUUCUGGAUCUGGUGGGUACGUUCCGAACCCUCAGUCCAGUAUUCACACAGUUCAGCAGCCAUACCCAAAUGUUGAUGUAGUUGAACCAGAUGUUGAUAGUGUCGAUAUCUAUGAGACCGAAGAGCCACAAUUCAAAGUUGUCAACCCAGUUUUUCCGAUGGGUGGAUCUGGAGUUGUUGAGCCCGGAACACUUCCACCACCAGUUGCUCCACCACAAGUUCCUGAUAAGCCUGAUAACAGUUAUGCAAUAAAUUAUUGUGAUAAACGAGAGUUUCCGGAUGAUGUUUUGGCCCAAUAUGGAUUGGAGAGAAUCGAUUAUUUCGUCUACAACACUUCUUGCUCUCAUAUUUUCUUCCAGUGUUCGAUUGGUCAAACAUUCUUGCUCUCGUGUACUUCUCAAGAUCAAGCAUUCGAUAAGUCUACUGAAAAUUGUAAUUUUAAAAAUGCUGUGAAGUUCUGUCCGGAAUAUGAUCACGUUAUGCAUUGCACGAUCAAAGAUACAUGCAGUGAGAAUGAAUUUGCCUGUUGUGCAAUGCCACAAACAUGUAUUCAUGUCAGCAAAAGAUGUGAUGGACAUCCGGAUUGUGCUGAUGGAGAAGAUGAAAAUAAUUGUCCAUCAUGUGCCCGUGACGAGUUUGCAUGUGUGAAGAGUGAACAUUGUAUUCCAGCCAACAAGAGAUGCGAUGGAGUUGCAGAUGACUGUGAAGAUGGGUCGAAUCUAGAUGAAAUCGGAUGCAGUAAAAAUACAACUUGCAUUGGGAAGUUUGUGUGUGGAACAUCUCGCGGAGGAGUGUCUUGUGUCGAUCUGGAGAUGCAUUGCGAUGGAAAGAAGGAUUGUUUGAAUGGAGAAGAUGAAAUUAAUUGCAAACAAGAAGGAAAACAAAAGUAUCUGCUCUGUGAAAACCAAAAACAAUCGGUGACUCGUCUGCAAUGGUGCAAUGGAGAAACGGAUUGUGCUGAUGGAUCCGAUGAGAAAUACUGUUAUUAA